AUGGUGAAACACCUGCCUACCAUCCAUGAGGCCCUAGGUUCAAUUCCCAGCCCUGAACAACAGGCAGUAUAUGCAAACCCCUUGAAUUCUCUACAGUCUUGGCCUAGAAACCAGUGUAAAUGCUUACCAGAGUCAUCAAUCCUGUAUCCUAUACCUGCCGGACAAUCCAAAGCAAGUAAGGAGAAAGUCUCUACUCCAUUUACAGGUCAAAAUGAAAGGAGAGCUAAGAAGUCCAUGCAUUCCACAGACCACUCAGCAGAUUCUAUUGAAAACGGGAGGAAAUAUCAUCCAUGGGUAAACAAUUUGAUUACAAAAGAAAAGAAGUCAGACAGAGAUAAGCAAGCAAGAACACCUUGUCCAGUAAACCAGAACGUCUUUCUUCCCUUGCACAUUGAGGAUGUACUGAAAAAUCCCGAAAUCAAGAUAAUUGACCUUGGUCCAACAGACAGAGUGCUUUAUUUUAUGGAAGAAAGCCAUACAAAUCCGAUAAUUUUCCAUGACACAGCAUAUAUAGAAAUGUUGUUCCUGGCAAAAAGGUUCACCCCCUAUAUGAUGACAUAUACAACAAAGAAUGUUGUUCUAGAAAAAAACUUGGAAAUGUUGAAAGAGUUAUUUAAUAAUCAAUCCUCAUAUGUUUCUAAUCCUCAAAGCCCUAAGCCUGUAUCGAAGUACAAAGAUUUGCUCAUCUUCUCUUCUCAACUGGUGCAAGAGAGAAUAAAUGAGAAACGAAAGAAGAAACAGGACAGUCUAGUUUCCAAAAACAGAUGCCCGAGCACACUUUAUAACUUAUCCCGAACUUUGUCCAGCAUAACCAAAAAAUUUGUGGGUUACUUUGAUAAAGAUGCUACUCAAGAAAAGAGUGAUGAGAUAGAUGAAUUUGAAAGAACAUUUUCCAAAACAAAGCCAUCAGCCACACGCAAAUUAACUACCUUACCCAUCAAGAGUGACUCAAAGCCUCUGAAAAAUAUAUUUGAAAUACGUAAACUAAACAACAUAACCCCACUAGAUAACCUGGUAAGCUGGAAAGCCAAUGACCCAAAGAAUCGUAUACACAUAAAUAUUUAAAAGCAAGAAGAACUGAGUUCCAAGAUCAUAGAAGAAAUUCUUAAGUGAUUAUUAAUGUUCUGAUGGAUGAAGUACACAAUCAGCAGUGGUCUGUUUGAGAUCAUUCAACAUUCUUAGCUAGCAUAAGGAUGGAAUUAGGGAAUUAGCAACAACAGAGAUUUAUUUAUGACUUAGUUUUGGUUGUGAGCCUAGCUUUUAAUGGUUUAGCCAUCUUUCUAGCCCAUUCUUGGCUUAUCUCACUUAUACUCAUCAGACAUCCCUGUUGGCUACAAGACAUUCUCAUUCAGUACCAACUAUGGUGUACAUAGAUGAAAAAGUUGCUGUUGGAAGCCAGAAAACAUCAACAAAAAAUGAUUGACUAUCAAGACAGAUGAACCAUUGAUUUAUUGAAAUUCGAGUCAAUAGUAGAUCAGCAUUUUAGAGACUCUUGG
Molecule: messenger RNA, 1496 nt
Organism: Cricetulus griseus (Chinese hamster)
Lineage: Eukaryota; Metazoa; Chordata; Mammalia; Rodentia; Cricetidae
Source: RefSeq, a predicted model, not a curated record